Molecule: messenger RNA, 1886 nt
Organism: Mercurialis annua (annual mercury)
Lineage: Eukaryota; Viridiplantae; Streptophyta; Magnoliopsida; Malpighiales; Euphorbiaceae
Product: chloroplast envelope membrane protein
Exons: 7
Coding region: 318-1652 (444 amino acids)
Cellular component (GO): membrane
Source: RefSeq, a predicted model, not a curated record
AUGGAAUUUAGAGAAAAUGGGUUUUAUCCUCUCUAUCCCAAAACCAUUAUCUUCAUUUAACUUUCUGCUUACAAAGUUACAAUCUUCCCAGUCCAAAGAUCAUAAUAUGUAUAUUUCUUUUGUUUUGUAUUAAAGGGUCUUUAAAUUCUGGGUUAGUUUUAGUAUUUCAUGUUUUCUUGUUCAUUAAUUUUUAAACUUUUUUAUGAAGAGAUAUAAUGUCCUUCUUGGUUGUUAGUAAGCAGUUUUGUUGUCUGUAUAGUGCCAUUGUUUUAUUGUUAUCAGUGAUUUGAGAAGCCAAAAGAUGCAGGCUUUUGUACAUGUUAUUCUUAAUGAGCACUUCAAUGGUUUUAUGCCAAAGUUUAUUCUUUACUGACCAAAAUCCAUAUAGGAAUUCUAGUUCUAGUUCUAGUUCUACUUGCUCCAAUUUUGUAAUAUUGAGUAGUAGGAGGAAGAGACUUUGUGAGUUGGUUCCAAAUGCAAAGAAGAAGGGGAAGAAGGAGGAAAGAAGUUGGUGGCAAAGGUUAUUUUUUGAUGGUGAUGGCAAUUGGCUUGGUUUAGAAGAUGAUGAUAUGGUUGAGUUUGCGAGUGAGUUAUCAGAGAGUGGUUUGGACGAUGAAAUGUUGUCUGAAGAGGAGAAAUUUGAGGCAUGGAAGAGUAGAGCUGAGGCCAUUGUGGAGUUGAGGGAAGCACAAGAUGAUAUGUUGAAUGAGGAGAGUAGGAGGUGGGAGGAUUGGAUUGUGGAUGAUUCUCAUAAUCAUGAUGUGAAUGGUUCUUGGUGGAGUCCAGAUUUGGGUGGUGGUGGUGGUGGUGGAAAUGGUGCAGUUGGUGGCUCAGCCGACGAUGUGGGGCCGGAUUCUAGUGACUUGGUUCCACAGAAAGGGUUUGUUGAGUCUGUGAGAGAUUUGGUUCUUGGUAAGGAAGAAGAUGAUUUGCUUUACGAAGAUCGGGUCUUCCAAUAUGCCUCCUUGAAUUCGGCUAAAUUUCUCGCAGUAUUGAUUUUGAUUCCUUGGGCACUGGAUUUUGCUGUUCAUGACUAUGUUCUCAUGCCCUUUCUGGACAGGUAUGUGAAGACUGUACCACUUGCAGCGCAACUGCUUGAUGUGAGAAGAAAUCAGAAGCUUGAAAUGGUUAAGGAACUAAAAGUAGAAGAAGCUAGGUUGCGGUUUGAAGUAGAGAUUGGUAAAUCUCCACCUCUUUCGGAUGACGAGGCCUGGUGGGAGCUACGGCAUAAAGCGUUAGAGCUACGAGAUGAGCGGAGAUUAGAAAACCGCAGAGCGUUUGCAAACAUUUGGUCAGAUAUGACAUUUGGGAUCUCAUUGUUCGUCAUUUUAUACUUCAAUCAGAAUAAAGUAGCUUUGCUGAAAUUUACCGGAUACAAGAUAGUAAAUAAUAUUUCAGACACUGGGAAGGCCUUCCUAAUUAUAUUGAUUACAGACAUUUUUUUAGGGUAUCAUUCUGAAUCUGGGUGGCAAACCCUAAUGGAGGUAAUUGUCGAACACUAUGGGCUUCAAGUUGAUCAGGCUGCAAUUACUAUUUUCGUCUGCCUGAUUCCAGUUAUUAUUGAUGCAUGCGUGAAGCUUUGGCUAUUUAAAUUCCUACCAAGAUUAUCUCCGACGGUGACAAAUAUAUUUAAUGAAAUGAAGCGUCACUAACGGGUUUGUGUUGCUUGUUGUUUUUGCCAUUGGAGAUAUAUACACAUAUACACAUUUAUAUUACAUUUCAACUCUACAUUUCCACAAUUUUUUUGCCCCCUUGUAUAGAGGCAUGCAUUCUUAUUUUUGUAAGCAUCAAAGACAAGAUGACUGAAGGGGAUGUCAUAAGAAGCUAUUAAUAUUUAUGUUGUACCGAAUAACUUUAAUUCAUCGAUGAUUCAGUGUCAAUAUUAA